AUUACUUAUCAUAAUGUUUGUAUACAAGAUUAACAAUGUUCGUGUAUAAAUUUGAGACCCAUUUAUAAUAAACAUCAGAAGUAUUCGUAGUAGAAUUGGUGUCGAUCUCACAGUUCGAAUCCACAAUGACGGCUCUAUAUAUCUUCCUUGUUUUGAUGGUAUCCCAAUGUGUAUUCUCUGAAACUGGGAAACUUCAUUUACCUUCCGAGCCAUGUGAAGUAUCCGAUAUUGACUGCGUAAGCAAGGCAACUCAGGCUUUUUUUUAUAACACCAGCGAUGGAAUUCCAGAAUAUGAUAUAAAAAAACUUGAUCCUAUUGUUAUUCCUUCCUUAGAAAAAACUAUUGAAAAACUAAACUUAAACGUUCAUUACAAGAAUGUGAAAGUAACCGGAUUUAAAAAUCAGCAAAUUACACAUUUCGAAUUAGAAAGAGAAACAAAAGCAGUGCAAUUCAAAACUAAGGUUAACUUCACAGCUGAAGGAGAAUUGACUAUUGAAUUGCCUAAGAUAUCGAAAUCCUUCGCAGGAACUAUCACAAUCGACGCUAGUGCCGAAGGUGGAGCAGCUUACUCUUACACUGUGAAGACAGAUGAUAAAGGAGUGGAGCAUUAUGAAGCAGGUCCUGAAACUCUCUCUUGCACAGUACUUGGUGAACCUACAAUCGAACUGAGUUCUGACCUUAAGGCAGCCUUGGAAAAAGAUGCAGACGUUCAGAAGUUAUUGGCAGACUACACUAAGCAUGCUCCAGAGAGUAACAAAGUAACAGUUUGCAAUAUCGUUAAGACAGUGUAUGCUGUAUCUAUACACAACAUCAGAGCCGCUGCAAAGGUACUACCUAAGAGUGCCUACUUCAAGAAUGUUUAAACGUAUAUAAUAUGAAAAAAAUAAGA
Molecule: messenger RNA, 889 nt
Organism: Achroia grisella
Lineage: Eukaryota; Metazoa; Arthropoda; Insecta; Lepidoptera; Pyralidae
Product: juvenile hormone-binding protein-like
Exons: 5
Coding region: 126-863 (245 amino acids)
Source: RefSeq, a predicted model, not a curated record